This is a messenger RNA of Nicrophorus vespilloides, 624 nucleotides long. RefSeq lists its product as uncharacterized. NCBI's taxonomy places the organism in Eukaryota, Metazoa, Arthropoda, Insecta, Coleoptera, Silphidae. The record is from RefSeq and is a predicted model, not a curated record. The transcript is spliced from 4 exons. The coding region runs from base 1 to 597 and encodes 198 amino acids.
AUGUUGAAAUUAUUACUAACAGUUUUAGUUUUAGCCAAUUAUUCAUCAAGUAUACUAGAUACAAGUGCGCUUCUUUCAAGACAAAGGAGGACGUUAAUUUAUCAACCCGGAUUGAAUUGGGCCGAACUUGUGGUGGGUCUUGGAUUGCCGGUGGAUGUUAAAGAUCACAGCAUAACCUGGGGCGCUGCGGUUAAGAGUUACUACGAGUUACCAAAUAACAGCACGAUCAUCACGAGACCUUCGAUCGAUGUGGCGAGGAAGAGACGCGAAGCCGCAACGGCUACGACCAGAUGGAAGCUGUACGCUGCAGUCCAAAUGUUCGCAGAAACCUUCGGUUAUCAAGACGCUAAAUCCUGCAUACUGAAAACGAUUUGCCAGGCCGCAUCCGCACCCUUCGACGGUCGCACCGGAUUACUUUCAGAAGUCUUGCAUCUAUUUUUCACUCCUUCAUCCACUAAUGAAGCUGUCGAAGAUCAAUACGAUUACGAGUAUCAUGCAGCCGAACGAUUGGGGAAGGAAUACGCGCAAUGCGAGGUACUCUUCCCCGAAUGCGAGUCCGACUUCAUGGAGCAAUUCACCAAAACCUUAUCACCGUGAAACGCUUUAACUUUACAAAACAAUAAA